Messenger RNA from Salvia miltiorrhiza (redroot sage), 333 nucleotides. Its product is annotated as SNF1-related protein kinase regulatory subunit beta-2-like. Lineage: Eukaryota; Viridiplantae; Streptophyta; Magnoliopsida; Lamiales; Lamiaceae. The transcript has 2 exons. Gene Ontology annotation, molecular function: protein binding. Bases 1 to 333 code for a protein of 110 amino acids. The record is from RefSeq and is a predicted model, not a curated record.
AUGAAGGAUUAUGUUCCAGAAGACAUAGAUAGCAUUUCUGGUUUUGAACCGCCUCAAUCACCCGACUCUAGCUACAACAACACUCAACUCGGUCAAGAGGAUUUUGGGAAGGAGCCACCCAUGGUUCCACCGCAUCUCAAUUUGACAUUACUGAAUGCACCAUCACCCCAGAUGGAGAUUCUGCCUCCUUACUCAAGACCGCAGCAUGUAGUGCUAAACCAUCUUUACAUGCACAGAGAUAGGAGCCGCCCGUCUGUCGUGGCACUUGGUUCUACCAAUCGCUUCCUUUCCAAAUACGUGACGGUGGUGCUUUACAAGUCCAUACAGAGGUAA